Manihot esculenta (cassava) is the source of this 1043-nucleotide messenger RNA. RefSeq names its product probable CCR4-associated factor 1 homolog 11. Gene Ontology annotation, molecular function: poly(A)-specific ribonuclease activity; nucleic acid binding. The transcript has a single exon. Lineage: Eukaryota; Viridiplantae; Streptophyta; Magnoliopsida; Malpighiales; Euphorbiaceae. Gene Ontology annotation, cellular component: P-body; CCR4-NOT complex; CCR4-NOT core complex. Bases 110 to 952 code for a protein of 280 amino acids. The record is from RefSeq and is a predicted model, not a curated record.
UCCGCCACCACCUUCUCCAUAUAUAACUGCUACCCCCCACUACCUCGCAAUCAUCCCCGUCAAUCCCCUCACUUAUAAGACUAACUCACUUCGCUUCAUCGAUUACAAUAUGAUUCUUCAAGACUCAGCUAUGGAGUCCAAGCCGAUUGUCAUACGAGAAGUCUGGUCUUCUAAUUUAGAAUCUGAAUUCCAGCUCAUCCGCGAUCUCAUAGAUGGUUUUCCCUUCAUUUCCAUGGACACUGAAUUCCCUGGCCUUGUUUUCCGCCCUUCCCUCGACCCUACAAAGUCUUACUCUCGUCAACGCCGUCCCUCGGAUCACUACAAGAUCCUCAAGUCCAACGUAGAUGCUUUGAAUCUCAUUCAGGUGGGUCUCACUCUCUCCGACUCCAACGGCAACCUCCCUGAUCUGGGCACCGCAAACCGAUUCAUCUGGGAAUUCAAUUUCAGGGAUUUCGACGUAUCUCGUGAUGCUCACGCCCCCGACUCCAUUGACUUGCUCAGGCGUCAGGGGAUUGACUUCGAGAGGAAUAGAGAUGAAGGGGUUGACUCUGGUCACUUCGCCGAAUUAAUGAUGUCUUCCGGACUCGUGUGCAAUGACUCAGUGAGUUGGGUAACGUUUCAUAGCGCCUAUGAUUUCGGGUAUUUGGUGAAGAUCCUGACGCGACGGUGCUUGCCCGGUGGUUUGGAGGAAUUCUUGAGCUUGUUGAGGGUGUUUUUCGGGGGUAGAGUUUAUGAUCUGAAACACAUGAUGCGGUUCUGCGAUAGCUUGUAUGGUGGUUUGGAUCGGGUGGCCCGGACUCUAGAUGUAAACCGCGCCGUCGGGAAAUGCCACCAGGCCGGGUCAGACAGCUUGCUGACGUGGCACGCGUUUCAAAGGAUGAGAGACGUGUAUUUUGUGAAAGAUGGGCCCGAGAAACAUGCCGGAGUUUUAUAUGGAUUAGAAGUGUUUUGACUUGUAGGACUUAAAAGUAUUCAUUUAAUUUGUUUAAACUGCAAUUUGUAAAUUAAGUGAAUAAUUAAAGAAAUUCUUUUGUGGUUAUAAA